AAUUGGGAUUCCUCACGUGUGGGCUCAUUUGUAGUUUGAACACGUGGCUCAUUCAAAAAAGCCGGAAUAGCUGAGGAUUUUUUUUUCUCCCCCUUCUUCUUCUUCUUAUUCUAGGCUCUAGACUUAGAGGCGGGCGCCAGCCUUACCGUGUGUGACAUUCUCUGUCUCUUUGCCAAGGGGUUUGGAGGAAGACACAAAGUAGUUUCUCCUCCUUUUCACCCAGCCCGCCAUCGUUCGGAGACACGAGAUUAAUAAUUGAGCAUUUAUUUAUUGCGCGAUAGAGACAGAGGGGCGAGGGAGCGCAAACGCACUGUGAGGCUGCCAGUUUAAAUCUAUCUGUGGCUUGAACGACCGGGAAGCACGCCACAGCCACUCCGUAGUAGUAAAGGCGAUUUAGGCUACUCCAAACACUGCACAUCCGUGAGAGCAAAUAACUAUCUCUCCCUCAGCGUAAAGAUUGUCCCUUUCGGCGCAGAACAUGAAUAAGCUAUACAUUGGCAACGUAAGCGCAGAGGCGAGCGAGGAGGACUUCGAAACUAUCUUUGAGCAGUGGAAGAUUCCGCACAGUGGUCCAUUUCUUGUCAAAACUGGCUAUGCGUUUGUGGAUUGCCCGGACGAGAAAGCAGCGAUGAAGGCCAUCGAUGUUCUUUCAGGUAAAGUUGAACUUCACGGGAAAGUUCUCGAAGUGGAGCACUCGGUCCCUAAACGUCAAAGGAGCUGUAAGCUGCAGAUCAGGAACAUCCCGCCUCAUAUGCAGUGGGAGGUUUUGGAUGGUAUGCUUGUUCAGUAUGGUGCAGUACAGAGCUGUGAACAAGUAAACACUGACACAGAGACUGCAGUUGUCAAUGUUCGUUAUGCUACAAAGGACCAGGCCAGGCUGGCAAUGGAGAAGCUGAAUGGAUCUAUGCUGGAGAACUAUACCCUGAAAGUGUCCUAUAUCCCAGAUGAGACCGCUGCACCAGAGGGUCCUCCAGCAGGGGGCCGGAGAGGCUUUAAUGCACGCGGACCCCCUCGGUCUGGCUCUCCGGGUUUGGGUGCCCGGCCCAAAGUGCAGUCAGACAUCCCACUGCGCAUGCUAGUUCCCACGCAGUUUGUAGGGGCGAUUAUCGGCAAGGAGGGCGCAACUAUUCGCAACAUCACCAAACAGACCCACUCAAAGAUUGACAUCCACAGAAAAGAGAACGCAGGUGCUGCAGAGAAACCCAUCACUAUUCACUCGACCCCUGAAGGUUGUUCAAAUGCUUGCAAAACCAUCAUUGAGAUCAUGCAGAAGGAAGCCCUUGACACAAAGUUUACUGAGGAGAUCCCACUAAAGAUCCUUGCACACAACAGCUUUGUGGGAAGAUUAAUAGGUAAAGAAGGACGUAACCUGAAGAAAAUUGAGCAGGAAACGGGGACCAAGAUCACAAUCUCACCUCUCCAGGACCUAACCCUGUACAACCCAGAACGGACCAUCACAGUAAAGGGCUCCAUUGAGGCAUGUGCAAAAGCUGAGGAGGAAGUGAUGAAGAAGAUCAGGGAAUCCUAUGAGAGUGACAUGGCUGCUAUGAACCUCCAAUCCAACUUGAUUCCAGGCUUGAAUCUGAAUGCUUUAGGUUUGUUCCCCACUACAGCACCAGGCAUGGGCCCCUCCAUGUCCAGUAUCCCACCUCCUGGAGCCCAUGGUGGAUGCUCAUCAUUUGGACAGGGACACCCAGAGUCGGAGACUGUUCACCUGUUCAUUCCUGCACUUGCAGUGGGAGCCAUUAUUGGAAAACAGGGUCAACACAUCAAACAGCUGUCACACUUCGCUGGAGCCUCAAUCAAGAUUGCCCCUGCAGAAGGAAUGGAUGCUAAGCAGAGGAUGGUCAUCAUUGUUGGACCACCAGAGGCUCAGUUUAAGGCUCAGUGCCGUAUCUUUGGCAAGCUGAAAGAAGAGAAUUUCUUUGGACCUAAGGAAGAGGUGAAGCUGGAGGCACACAUCAAGGUUCCUGCUUUUGCUGCUGGACGAGUCAUUGGGAAGGGUGGGAAAACGGUAAAUGAACUGCAGAACUUGACCUGUGCAGAAGUGGUGGUGCCCCGGGACCAGACGCCUGAUGAGAAUGACCAGGUUAUAGUCAAGAUCAGUGGACACUUCUUUGCAUGCCAGCUGGCCCAGAGGAAGAUUCAGGAGAUUCUAGCGCAGGUGAGAAGGCAACAGCAGCAGCUUAAACCCACAUCUGGAGCCCAACCUCCAAUGCCGCGCAGGAAAUAAACAUCCAGCAGACCUGGAGGAAUAGUGACUGAAUCUGCCAGAAGACUCGACAGAAGGACAGAUGCAGCAGAGUCCGGAGGGGGGGGAGAGAAGACAGCAAUGGGUCCUAAUGCUCAUCUCAGGGGUUUAAGGUUGUUAGAGCCCAACCAAACAUCCACCCCUCCUUGUCUUACUUGGACUGUGUGGCUGAUAAGACCCUGCGCCUCUCUGCAUCUGUGAGAAUGUACUUCUGAGGGCUCCCAUCAUCACCUGCCCUCACAUGUACGCACCCCUCAACCGCUCUACUCCUCCCCCAAAGAGUGUUAAACUUUUUUUUUUUUUUU
This is a messenger RNA of Archocentrus centrarchus (flier cichlid), 2556 nucleotides long. RefSeq names its product insulin-like growth factor 2 mRNA binding protein 3 (gene igf2bp3). The transcript has 15 exons. Gene Ontology annotation, molecular function: RNA binding. Bases 479 to 2233 code for a protein of 584 amino acids. Lineage: Eukaryota; Metazoa; Chordata; Actinopteri; Cichliformes; Cichlidae. The record is from RefSeq and is a predicted model, not a curated record.